AUGGUGCAGCAGACCAACACGGCGGAGAACACGGAGGCGCUGCUGGCCGCCGAGACCUCCGACUCCGGGGCCGGCAUCGAGCUGGGCAUCGCCUCCUCCCCCACGCCCGGCUCCACCGCCUCCACGGGGGGCAAGGCGGACGACCCGAGCUGGUGCAAGACGCCCAGCGGGCACAUCAAGCGGCCCAUGAACGCCUUCAUGGUGUGGUCGCAGAUCGAGCGGCGGAAGAUCAUGGAGCAGUCCCCCGACAUGCACAACGCCGAGAUCUCCAAGCGCCUGGGCAAGCGCUGGAAGCUGCUCAAGGACAGCGACAAGAUCCCCUUCAUCCGGGAGGCGGAGCGGCUGCGCCUCAAGCACAUGGCGGACUACCCCGACUACAAGUACCGGCCCAGGAAGAAGGUGAAGUCGGGCAACAGCUCCGCCAAGCCCGGCGACAAGGCGGACAAGGGCGGCGGGGGCGGCGCCGGCGGCGGCGGCGCGGGCGGCGGCCCCGGCGGCCCCGCGGCCCCCGCCAAGCCCGCCCCGAAGAAGGGCGGCGGCGGCGGCUCCAAGCCCUCCCCCGCGGGCGGCGGCGGCGCGGGCGGCAAGCCCCACGGCAAGGCGGCGGCGGGCGGCAAGGCCGCCCCCUUCCCCGGGGAGCCGCCGGCCGCGCUGCUGCCGCCCGAGCACCAGGCGCUGUACAAGCCGCGGGGGGCGGCGGGCGCGCCCUCGGGCCCCGGCAAGCCGCCGGCCGAGAGGAAGCUGAAGCGGGUCUACAUCUUCGGCGGCGGGCAGGCGGCGGCCGCCUCCGCCUCCCCCGGCGGCGCCGUGCCCGGCAGCCCCACGCUGAGCAGCUCGGCGGAGGCCGGCGACCCCCUGAGCCUCUACGAGGAGGGGGGCGGCGGGGCGGGCCGGCCCGACGGGGACUGCGGCGGCGGCGGCGCCGCCUGCCCCUCGCCCCCCGGCUCCGGCUCGGGCUCGCCCUCGGACCACCGCAGCUACACCAGCCUGCGCGCCUCCUCCCCGGCCCCCUCGACGGCGCAUUCCUCCUCCGCGUCCUCCCACUCCUCCUCCUCUUCCUCCUCCGGCUCCUCUUCGUCGGACGACGAGUUUGAGGACGACCUCUUGGACCUGAACCCCAGCCCCGGCUUUGAGAGCAUGUCCCUGGGCAGCUUCAGCUCCUCGGUGCUCGACCGGGACCUGGAUUUUAACUUCGAGCCCGGCUCGGGCUCGCACUUUGAGUUCCCGGACUACUGCACGCCGGAGGUAAGUGAGAUGAUCUCGGGGGACUGGCUGGAGUCCAGCAUUUCCAACCUGGUCUUCACCUACUGAGGCGAGAGCCGGGCCCUGCUGAGGGGGCUCCGACGCGCGUUGUCGGCAGGACUCGCCCGCCCCGCCGGGACGCUUCUCUUUCGGUUUUUUGUGGGGUUUUUUUUCUUUUUUUCC
Molecule: messenger RNA, 1425 nt
Organism: Gavia stellata (red-throated loon)
Lineage: Eukaryota; Metazoa; Chordata; Aves; Gaviiformes; Gaviidae
Gene: SOX4
Product: SRY-box transcription factor 4
Exons: 1
Coding region: 1-1311 (436 amino acids)
Biological process (GO): cell differentiation; anatomical structure morphogenesis; positive regulation of transcription by RNA polymerase II
Molecular function (GO): DNA-binding transcription activator activity, RNA polymerase II-specific; RNA polymerase II cis-regulatory region sequence-specific DNA binding
Source: RefSeq, a predicted model, not a curated record